GUUGGCCAUAAUGCUCUGCCCAUCUAUUUCCUGUUCGCGUCACUCACUUCCUUUAUCCUUCCCUGGGCGAGCGACGGACGGAGGCGCUAGAAUGUUGGCAACCAGAGUAUUUCGUCUUGUUGGUAAACGGGCCUUAUCCACUUCCAUCUGCCUUCGGGGUGGACAUGGAGUUGCCAAGGUUGAGGACUACACACUCCCAGCAUACUUUGACCGUCGGGAGAGCCCCCUUCCUGACAUCAAGUUUGUGCAGCAGCUGAGUCCUGAGCAGAAGUCUCUGAAGGAAAAAGAGAAGGGAUCCUGGGCUGCGCUGUCCAAAGAGGAAAAGAUUGCAUUGUAUCGUAUCAGCUUCAAAGAGAGCUUCGCUGAAAUGGAUAAAGGAACAGGAGAGUGGAAAUCAGUAGUUGCAGGAAUUUUCUUUUUCAUUGGCUUCACUGGCCUUGUUGUGCUGUGGCAGAGGAAGUAUGUUUAUGGAGAUGUCCCACAUACCUUUGACCCUGAAUACAAGCAGAAGGAGGUCCAGAGGAUGUUGGAUAUGAGGAUCAACCCUGUUGAGGGCUUUUCAGCCAAAUGGGACUAUGAAAACAAUGCUUGGAAGAAAUAAAUUGUUCUGUACAUGUUGAUCUGUUGGACCAGGCCCACCCCUUCUAAUAAAUCAUCCAAUAAACAGAUAAGUCUGUAUUUAUCAUUUGUCCACCUUUUACCUCUGAAUGAUUUGGAAGAUUGCUUCCUCUUAAGGUUGUGUAUCAUAAAUAAAAUCCCAAUAUGUAUCAAA
Molecule: messenger RNA, 772 nt
Organism: Ctenopharyngodon idella (grass carp)
Lineage: Eukaryota; Metazoa; Chordata; Actinopteri; Cypriniformes; Xenocyprididae
Gene: cox4i1
Product: cytochrome c oxidase subunit 4 isoform 1, mitochondrial
Exons: 5
Coding region: 11-601 (196 amino acids)
Biological process (GO): mitochondrial electron transport, cytochrome c to oxygen
Source: RefSeq, a predicted model, not a curated record